Molecule: messenger RNA, 1398 nt
Organism: Wasmannia auropunctata (little fire ant)
Lineage: Eukaryota; Metazoa; Arthropoda; Insecta; Hymenoptera; Formicidae
Exons: 1
Coding region: 126-1343 (405 amino acids)
Source: RefSeq, a predicted model, not a curated record
UCUAGAGAUUAGUCAGAGUGACUUUCAGAAUGGCAGUCACAGUAUAAUUCGAGCUCGUGUGUGCAGUGUCUUGUAUCUGCAAAACUAUUCUUCGAACGUAACGAUUUACACGUACCGCUAGUAAAAUGUCCGACACUGAAAACUUGAAGAAACAGAAUAAAGAGGUAAUAUCGAAAAUUUUGGAGAAUCUCGGGCAGAAUGCCGACGAAGCUCAAUACGAGAUAACCAAACAAAGCGACGUUUUUAUGUCUACCAUUGAUUAUAUACGCGUGAAGUUUAAGAAUAGGACAAAGAAUCAAAGUGAAGAAUUUUCUAUAGUACUAAAGAGACCCAUACGGAUAGAAAUCUUGAGAGAGAUAAUCCGCAGCGACUUUCAAUUUCAUAACGAACUAUUAUUCUACCGGAUGUAUGCCCAAUCUAAUGAGAACUUUCCGAAAUGCUUCUACUUGGAUGAACGACCGCCCAUCGAUUCCGUGAUCGCUCUGGAAAACGUCAAUGAACGAGGAUAUUAUUCUUGUCCAUAUAAGCACAGUGCUCCUUUAGAAUACACAUUGGCAGUGAUGCGCGAGAUCGGACGAUUCCAUGGCAAAGGGUAUGUGAUGAAGGAAUUGCAGCAGGAAAAAUUUUUCGCUAUCGUAGAACAGAUUAAAGAAACUAGAUAUAACAGAACGAAAGAAAACAGUUUCAUAGAUUUUAUUAACUUGAUCGCAACGCGAGCAGUGGAAUAUCUUCGCAAUCAGGGUUACGACACAGCCUUCUGCGAUAAAACAGAAGCCUUGCUCUCGAAAGCGUUUGACGAAGUGAUGAUAAAGACGGUGGAGCCGCGAGAGCCAUUGUCCACACUGUGUCACGGUGAUUUAACAUUGAGCAAUGCUCUCUUCAAGACAGAAAACGAUGGGCAGUACCGAGCGAUGCUGAUUGACUUCGCGCUUUUGAGAUACUCGACUCCCGUCGUCGAUCUUUCUACGUAUCUCUGUCUCGCUUGCUCAAAUGAAAUAAUGAAAGAUAAGUUCUUUGAGAUUAUACGAGCCUACCAUGACGCACUGAAAAAUUAUCUGUUAGAUGCUGGCAUUACGGACAUCGAGAAAUAUUCGUAUGACGCUUUGUUGGACGAUUACAAGAGAGGUUGUCUUUUUGGUUUUGUUAUUGCAUCCUAUUUCUCACCAGUAUUAAUGGGAUAUGCUGACGAUACUAUAGAACAGGAUAUAGAAGGGUUAACAAGUGGAAAGUUCAUCGAACAGGCAAGACAGAGAAAACAAGAGGGCGGAGAUGAAAUGUCCAAGAUAUUAGCUGAUAUGUUGCUAUAUUUGACAGAUCUUGGUUGUUUAAAAUAUUUUUUGUAAUGAGACAGUUCAUAAUAUAUAAUGCUAGAUUAAUUAUUAAUUAAUAAUUAUAAAG